GGUCUGACGGGGAGAGAAGCAGCGGCCCUUGGAGGAUGUGAAGAUGGGUCUAGCGGUCGCUCUCCUGUGGCUGUUCACCGGCUUCCUGCAGGGCGCGCGCGGCCAGGGCGUGUACGCUCCUCCUACCGUCCGCAUCGUGCACUCUGGUCACACCUGUAACGUGGAGGAGGAGCGCUACAGCGAGAGAGUCUACACCAUCAGGGAGGGGGAGACGCUGGAGCUGCAGUGUCUGGUGACGGGACACCCCCGCCCUCAGAUUCGUUGGACCAAGACGGCAGGCGGAGCUUCGGAUCGUCAAGGAGACUCAACGCUGCACAACGAAACUCUGAAGAUCACAAACAUCAGCCGCCACACGGGGGGGCGCUACUACUGCAAGGCUGAGAACGGACUGGGAUCCCCCGCCAUCCGGUCCAUCCGCGUCGACGUCUACUACCUGGAUGACCCCGUGAUCACGGUGCACCAGAGCGUGGGUGAGUCCAAGGAGCAGUUCUACUUUGAGCGGACGGUGUUCCUCCGCUGCGUGGCCUCCUCCAACCCACCGGUCCACUACAGCUGGAGGAGAGGACGGGAGGCGCUGACUCAGGGCUCGGAUGCCGGCGUGGAGAUCUACGAACCGUUCUUCACUCAGGGGGAGACGAAGAUCUUAAAGCUGAAGAACCUUCGUCCUCAGGAUUACGCCAGUUACACCUGCACCUCCUCAGUGAGGAGCGUCUGUGGCAUCUCAGACAAGAGCGCCACCUUCAGACUGAACAACAGGACGGCUCCUCCCUCCAUUAAGCUCCUCCUGGACGACCCCCUGGUGGUGAAACCGGGCGAGACCAUCACCCUGGUGUGCGUUGCGUCGGGCGGAGACCCUGCUCCCUCCCUGCUGUGGGUAAGGCCCGGGGGGGAGGAGCUCCCCAAGAGGAGCGUUGUCAACGGCGGGACGCUGACCGUCCCCGCGGUAACCGUGGACGACGGGGGGGUCUACAGCUGCGUAGCGUCCAACAACGUAGGAAACCCCGCCAAGAAGUCCACGACUAUCCUGGUCAGAGGUCUCCGUAAAGGUCGGUUCUGGAUCACGCCCGACCCGUACCACAACGACGACAAUAUCCAGAUCGGGCGCGAGGUGAAGAUCAGCUGCCAGGUGGAAGCCACGCCCCCCGAGGAGCUUCAGUUCGGCUGGCUGAAGAACGGGCGUCCCCUGAGGAGCUCCGAGAGGAUGGUCAUCACCCACAGCGACACGGAGCUCACGCCGGGCACCACCAACCUCGACAUCAUCGACCUCAAGUUCACCGACUUCGGCACCUACACAUGUGUGGCCUCGCUGAGGAACGGAGGAACGCCGGAGAUCAGCAUCGACGUCAACAUCUCCUCCACCACAGUUCCUCCGGAGCUGUCCGUCCCCAGGGGGCGCUCCCACCUCGUAGCCCAGGAGGGCGACACCGUGGACCUGCAGUGUCUGGUCUCAGGGAAACCCAAACCCAUCAUCCUGUGGUCCCGGGCGGAGGAGAGCGGGGGGGCGGCGGCGGCUCUGAUGCCGGACGGCUCGGAGCAGACGGAGAGCUACGACGGCGUGCUGAGGAUCACCAACGUCAGCAGAGAGAUGGGCGGGACCUUCUGCUGCCGGACGAGUCAGUACAACGGGUUCAACGUGAAGCCGAGGGAGGCUCUGAUCCAGCUGGUGGUGCAGUACCCCCCCACGGUGGAGCCGGCGUUCACAGAGAUCCGCCAGGCUCUGGGCCGGGCCUUCAGCCUCACCUGCCGCCUGCUGCGAGCUCACCCGGCGCGCCUCCUGCGCUACGAGUGGAAGCUGGGCGCCCGCCUCCUCACCGUCGGGCAGUUCAGUGACCAGCGGGACGACACCAGCUACCUGGUCAGAGCGCUGAACCGAGAGGGCUACGGCGAGUACACCUGUGACAUCACCAACGAGGCCGGGGCGGGGCGCUGCACCUUCUUGGUCACAGGGAAGGCCUACGCUCCAGAGUUCUACUACGACACCCACGGCGCCUUGUGGCAGAACCGGCCUCGGGUCUACGGCUUCCAGCUGCAGUGGACGCAGAUGGAGCCCGGCGCCGUGGACCGGAUCCUGGCCUACAGACUGGGCAUCAGACAGAUGAGUCAGGCCCGCUGGUGGGAGCAGGAGAUCGCCAUGGAGACGAGCAUCCAGAAGGGGGAGCUGUUGACCUACAACCUCACUGAGCUCAUCAAGCCGGAGUCGUACCUGGUCCGCCUCACCCCCAUCACCCGCUACGGCGAGGGAGACGUCACCGAGCGCACCAUCACAUACAACGCUCCUGUUAACCCACAUCUCAGGGAGUUCCAGUGUGGCUUCGAGGACGAGGCGUUGUGUUUGUUCUCUCAGGACAAAACGGACGUCUUUGACUGGACUCGUCACAGCGCCGCCACACGGGACACCAAGUACACGCCCAACACCGGGCCGAGUGCCGACCACAGCGGCUCCAAGCAGGGUUUCUACAUGUACAUCGAGGCAUCAAGGCCGAGGCAGGAGGGAGACAAGGCCCGGCUGCUGUCCCCCACCUUCAACAUGAACGCCAAGACCUCCUCCUCCUCGUCCGUCACCAACAGCCCCACCUACUGCUUCGCCUUCUACUACCACAUGUACGGGAAGCACGUCGGAGCUCUCAAUGUCUUCCUGCGUCAGAAGACUCCGGCGGUGACCAACAGCUCAGUGUGGAGUCUGACCGGUAACCAAGGAGACCGGUGGCGGCAGGCCAAGGUCAACAUCCACCCGACCUCCGCCUUCCAGGUGGUGAUGGAGGGAGUCCGUGGCGCCGGUAUCGAGGGAGACAUCGCCAUCGAUGACGUCAGCAUCAAAGAGGGAGAGUGUAAAGACCCCCCGCCCAACAAUCUGAGGUCGCUCGCCCCGCCUUCAUCUGCUCAUAUAUGGCAGCUGUGCGUCACUCUAAGUCUGGCUUUGAUUGGCCGGCAGAGGUGACCCCCCCCAACCUCCCCAACCAGCUCUCUGACUCUUCUGCCCCCUCCCCCCAUAUCCAUCCCAUCACCCCCCACACACACACACAACCAAAGAUGCAAUCACACGUCAUGCCAUUUUGGUUGAUACAAAAAGUCAUAAGAUCACAUGGAGAAGUGGUCACUUAAUGGAGGAGUCCAUUACAGCUGCUUAUGCUAAGCUAACAAUGGGCAGAUGCUAAACAGGUCUUGUGUGAGAUAAUUACAAACAAAGUAAAUGUUAAGGCCUGAAUGGACCAACAAUAACCUGUAAUAAGCUGUAAUUCCACCCAUAUGAGGUCAUGUCAGCAUUGAUGUCGUCAUGGUGUUAGCGUAGCAUAGCGACGAUCAAACCAGACUCCAAUUACAACAUUUCCUCAUCAUUAUGUGUUUUCUUUUUGCUUUUUAAUCCCUUUAUUGUUAUUAAAUCACAGUGACAUUUAUUUUGUAUUCAUACAGCUGCAAUAAACCAGCAGACGAGUGUCAUGAUUCAGUGGAUUUGAUGAUAUAGAGAAUAGCAACAGGAAGUGGUGGACGUGUAGCCCCGCCCCAAAGCAUCCCCUGCUUCAUGGUCUAUUAAAGACCUGUCAAUCAGCGUGUAGCCCCACCCCCAAGCAUCCCCCGCUCCAUGGUCUACUAAAGACCUGUCAAUCAGCGUGUAGCCCCGCCCCAAAGCAUCCCCUGCUUCAUGGUCUACUAAAGACCUGUCAAUCAGCGUGUAGCCCCGCCCCAAAGCAUCUCCUGCUUCAUGGUCUACUAAAGACCUGUCAAUCAGCGUGUAGCCCCGCCCCAAAGCAUCCCCUGCUUCAUGGUCUAUUAAAGACCUGUCAAUCAGCGUGUAGCCCCGCCCCAAAGCAUCUCCUGCUUCAUGGUCUACUAAAGACCUGUCAAUCAGCGUGUAGCCCCGCCCCAAAGCAUCCCCUGCUUCAUGGUCUACUAAAGACCUGUCAAUCAGCGUGUAGCCCCGCCCCAAAGCAUCUCCUGCUUCAUGGUCUACUAAAGACCUGUCAAUCAGCGUGUAGCCCCGCCCCAAAGCAUCUCCUGCUUCAUGGUCUACUAAAGACCUGUCAAUCAGCGUGUAGCCCCGCCCCAAAGCAUCCCCUGCUUCAUGGUCUAUUAAAGACCUGUCAAUCAGCGUGUAGCCCCGCCCCAAAGCAUCCCCUGCUUCAUGGUCUACUAAAGACCUGUCAAUCAACGUGUAGCCCCGCCCCAAAGCAUUCCCUGCUUCAUGGUCUAUUAAAGACCUGUCAAUCAGCCUGUAGCCCCGCCCCAGAUGCUUUAACUCUUAUUUUUUUUAUCUUCAUCAAUAUUUUCAGUUGAAGCUUCUUGAAAUUCUGGUUUUAGCUCAAAGGCUACAAAGCACAGAAAUGAAAAUGUUACCAUUUUUCACCAUUUGUAAAAAGGGGAAGUAAAAGCUUGAAUGCCCCCCCACUCAUACCCCCCCCCCCCCCCUCCUCCCCAGAACAGUACUGUACUGCGAGAUGUUUUUUGACGUCUGAGGAGGAAACGUAAUCUUCUGCCACGACAUCAAGUGCCUUCAGACUCGCAGCAGGACGCCGCCGGCGGGCCCAGGCUGUCGGGACGGGGUCCACUGGGCCCAGCGCCACUGGUUUGAUGGCCGCCGUCGUCACGGAAACGACAGAGACAAACAGAGUGUGAGAAGAAAUAACGGAUGAAUUCUUCCUGGUCCGAUUAUGCAGGGAAUUAGUUUCUUACAGAAUAUUCCUUCUUUUUUCUAACGAUGAACAUGUUUGUGAACACAAGAGGAUUCUGGGAAACAGGAAGCCAUGUGGGACGACGUUGGACUCGAAAGCCUACAGAACAACUCGCGAUCACAACCCGGAGGAUCCGUGACCGGAGAUUUCAGAAUAAAAGACUUCCUGCUUGUACAAUUUUAACCCUGAGCCAAUGGGAUUCAGAACAACUUUAGUAUUUCAAAAUAAGGGUUUUCAGAAGAGGGCGGAGACUCCGACUGAUCAUCAGUUACCUUAAACAACAUUGUACUAAAUCCAAUCUUAUAUUGAUAUUAAUGAUACGUUUAAUUGCUCAUCUUUUGUUUGGUUGGAUACAUGGGGGGGGGGUCAUCACAGGGUUCUUGUAAAGAUGUUCAUCAUGUUGUUUUUCACAUUUGAUUCCUGCUGAUAAAAGUAAGCGAUACGACGAAGUUUCAUUAAAAAGCACAAAAAGACUAAAUGUUUGUGUUCACACAUCAAAGAAGUGGAGGAAUCGAUGCAAAGUUAAGAUCAUACCAAUUAAAAUAAAAGUCAAGUAGGCAAGAAUAAAAAGAUUGAUUCAAUAUCACAUCACUUUUAAAAGUCUUAUUUCUGCUUUAAAAAAUGAAGGAUUCUGAUUUUAUUUCUAAUUCAUUUAAUCAGGUUUUUAAAAAUUCCAUCCAUUUAUUUGAUGUCCAUGAGCCUUUGUACAUCAGCUGGACUUCUUAUUUCAACCAGAAAUUCCCUUUAAAGUGAAACAUCAACGCGACACCUUCUGAUUAUAGAUUUUAUUCACUUGAGUUUGAGUCGUUUUGUUCGACUGAAGAGUUGUGAUUUAUUUCUAUUUAUUUCUAUUCCAUGUUGUGUUCUUCCACUGCAGCUGUUGAUCAUGAAGGUGUCAAUCAUCCUGUUAGCAGCGUCAAUCAUUCAUUUCCAGUUUGACUUAAACUCUGAAUCAAUGAUCACAGGAUGAAACAGCAGAUCUAAAUGUUGGAUUCUUAAUGGAAGCCCUGUGAUGCCGAUAGAAAGGAAAUCUUGAUUAAAAUAUAAUAAAUAUAUAUAUAUAUAAAUUCAAAUGACAAACUAUAUAUCUUAUAUAACUUGUUUUAUUAUUUACUAAUUGUUCCUCUAUUUUCGGAGUUCUUCCAUGAAUUUUAAUAACAAAAUAAUCAUUGAUUAACUUAUAAAAAAACAUUUUUGCCUCCAAUAAUAUAAUGUAGUAAUUUAUGUUAUAAUAUUGAGACUAAACUCACUUUAUAAGACACUUAAAUACAAACAACGUCUGUAAAUAAAAGUCUGAAUAAAAUGUACGUUUCAAUGAAAGAUUUCUGUAAUAAAUAAAUAAACUCGGUUGAGUCCAUCAGGCUCUCAUCACGUCACGCCUACGUCUUCUGUUCACUCUGCAGUGGAAAAACAUAUUUUUAUAACUGUGAUUAUUCUCUGCAGUUAGAUGGACCGAAGGUUGCACUGCAUUCUGGGUAUUAUUACUAUUAUAAUAAAUACACUCCAAAUGUC
This is a messenger RNA of Pungitius pungitius (ninespine stickleback), 6179 nucleotides long. RefSeq names its product MAM domain containing glycosylphosphatidylinositol anchor 2a (gene mdga2a). Gene Ontology annotation, molecular function: protein binding; axon guidance receptor activity. NCBI's taxonomy places the organism in Eukaryota, Metazoa, Chordata, Actinopteri, Perciformes, Gasterosteidae. Gene Ontology annotation, cellular component: plasma membrane; axon; neuronal cell body. Gene Ontology annotation, biological process: homophilic cell-cell adhesion; synapse organization. The record is from RefSeq and is a predicted model, not a curated record. The coding region runs from base 44 to 2938 and encodes 964 amino acids. The transcript has 17 exons.